Messenger RNA from Limulus polyphemus (Atlantic horseshoe crab), 1449 nucleotides. Its product is annotated as tubulin beta chain-like. The transcript has 6 exons. The record is from RefSeq and is a predicted model, not a curated record. Gene Ontology annotation, biological process: mitotic cell cycle; microtubule cytoskeleton organization. The coding region runs from base 97 to 1434 and encodes 445 amino acids. Gene Ontology annotation, cellular component: microtubule; cytoplasm. Gene Ontology annotation, molecular function: structural constituent of cytoskeleton; GTP binding; GTPase activity. NCBI's taxonomy places the organism in Eukaryota, Metazoa, Arthropoda, Merostomata, Xiphosura, Limulidae.
AAAUCCGAAGCAUUGCUCGUUUUCGCCAUAUUCCUUCUCGAAAAGACGAGAUAGAACGUACGGGAGCAUAUAAUCGUAAAAGAAAAAAAAACCAAUAUGCGAGAAAUCGUGCACGUUCAGGCCGGUCAAUGUGGCAAUCAAAUUGGAGCAAAGUUCUGGGAGGUGAUUUCUGAUGAACACGGCAUUGACCCUACGGGUACCUACCAUGGUGACUCGGACUUGCAAUUGGAAAGAAUCAACGUGUACUACAAUGAAGCCUCAGGUGGCAAAUAUGUUCCCCGUGCCAUUCUUCUCGACUUGGAACCUGGAACCAUGGAUUCUGUAAGAUCAGGACCUUUCGGCCAGCUUUUUAGACCAGACAACUUUGUUUUUGGUCAGAGUGGAGCAGGAAACAACUGGGCUAAGGGACACUAUACAGAAGGUGCAGAACUAGUAGAUACAGUGUUAGAUGUUGUCAGGAAGGAAUCUGAAAGCUGUGAUUGUCUUCAGGGUUUCCAGUUGGCUCAUUCUCUUGGUGGAGGAACUGGAUCUGGAAUGGGAACUCUUUUAAUCUCAAAAGUACGAGAGGAAUAUCCUGAUAGGAUCAUGAAUACCUUCAGUGUUAUGCCAUCACCAAAGGUAUCUGACACAGUUGUAGAACCAUACAAUGCUACACUUUCUGUUCACCAACUUGUAGAAAAUACAGAUGAAACUUACUGCAUAGAUAACGAAGCUCUAUAUGAUAUUUGUUUCCGCACCCUCAAGUUGACCACUCCAACCUAUGGUGACCUCAAUCAUCUUGUCUCUGUUACAAUGUCUGGAGUCACCACUUGUCUAAGGUUUCCUGGCCAGCUGAAUGCAGAUCUUAGAAAACUUGCUGUGAACAUGGUUCCAUUCCCUCGUCUCCAUUUCUUCAUGCCAGGCUUUGCUCCACUUACUUCCAGAGGAAGCCAGCAGUACAGAGCACUAUCAGUCCCAGAACUAACUCAGCAGAUGUUUGAUGCCAAAAACAUGAUGGCAGCUUGUGAUCCUCGUCAUGGUCGCUACCUGACUGUAGCCGCAAUCUUCCGUGGACGCAUGAGCAUGAAAGAAGUAGAUGAACAGAUGAUGAAUGUUCAGAAUAAGAACAGCAGUUACUUUGUGGAAUGGAUUCCCAAUAAUGUUAAAACAGCAGUGUGUGACAUUCCUCCUCGGGGGUUGAAGAUGAGUGCCACUUUCAUUGGAAAUAGCACUGCCAUCCAGGAAAUCUUCAAAAGAAUCUCGGAACAGUUUACAGCUAUGUUUCGACGUAAGGCUUUCUUGCAUUGGUAUACUGGUGAAGGAAUGGAUGAGAUGGAGUUCACAGAAGCUGAAUCCAACAUGAAUGACUUGGUUUCUGAGUACCAACAAUACCAGGAAGCCACUGCUGAAGAUGAAGGAGAGUUUGAUGAAGAAGAGCUUCUUGAGGAAGGCUAAUUUAUAGUUUCCACU